Fonsecaea nubica is the source of this 1266-nucleotide messenger RNA. RefSeq lists its product as hypothetical. The record is from RefSeq and is a predicted model, not a curated record. Gene Ontology annotation, molecular function: L-aspartate:2-oxoglutarate transaminase activity; pyridoxal phosphate binding. Bases 1 to 1266 code for a protein of 421 amino acids. The transcript is spliced from 3 exons. Gene Ontology annotation, biological process: L-aspartate biosynthetic process. Gene Ontology annotation, cellular component: cytosol. NCBI's taxonomy places the organism in Eukaryota, Fungi, Ascomycota, Eurotiomycetes, Chaetothyriales, Herpotrichiellaceae.
AUGGGUUCUGCGUCGACCGAUACUCCGCCGACCCUGUUCGACGCCAAUGUCGUCCCCCAAGCUCCUGAGGACCCUUUGUUCGGGUUGAUGGCAGCUUACCGAAAAGACAAUUUUGAGAAGAAGGUAGAUCUGGGUAUUGGCGCAUACAGAGACAACAAUGCGAAACCCUGGGUGUUGCCUGUAGUCAAGAAGGCCGAUGAGAUCCUACGAAAUGAUCCCAACCUCAACCACGAAUACCUCCCUAUCGCAGGUCUCCCGGAGUUCACUUCAGCGGCACAGAAACUCAUUCUUGGUGGAGAUAGCCCCGCGAUUCGAGAAGGACGGGCCUGCAGCCUCCAGACCAUCUCAGGAACCGGUGCCGUCCAUCUCGGUGGUCUCUUCCUUUCCAAAUUCCUACCGAAACCGACCCCUGCCAUCUACCUAUCCAACCCGACAUGGGCCAACCACAACCAAAUCUUCACCAACGUCCAACUCCCAAUCAAGUCCUACCCUUAUUUCUCUGCAAAGACAAAGAUGCUUGACUGUGACGGCCUGCUCUCGACCUUGAAAUCCGCACCUGAACGAAGCAUCAUUCUGCUGCACGCCUGCGCACACAACCCCACAGGUGUCGACCCGACGCCGGACCAAUGGAAACAGAUUGCCGAAGUCAUGCGCGAACGCAAACUAUUCCCCUUCUUCGACUGCGCAUACCAGGGUUUCGCCUCUGGGGAUCUGGCACAGGAUAACUUUUCGAUCCGUUAUUUCGUGGAGCAGGGCUUCGAGUUGGUCAUUGCUCAAUCCUUUGCCAAGAACUUUGGUCUGUAUGGUGAGAGAGCGGGUGCAUUCCAUUUCGUGGCAGCUCCUGGGGCCAACGCACAGGAUGUGGCCAAACGUGUCUCGUCCCAACUUGCCAUCCUGCAACGUUCAGAAAUCUCGAAUCCACCAGCCUAUGGUGCACGUAUUGCUUCCCUCAUCCUGAAUGACCCACAGCUUUUCAAAGAGUGGGAGGGCGAUCUCCGCACCAUGUCCGGACGUAUCAUCGAGAUGAGAAAGUCCCUGAAAGCCGAACUUGACAGGCUAGGCACCCCCGGGACCUGGGACCACAUCACGAGUCAGAUCGGCAUGUUCAGUUUCACGGGCAUCACCGAGAAACAGGUGUUGGCAAUCAGGGAGAAGUGGCACGUGUACAUGACCAAGAACGGGCGGAUUAGCAUGGCUGGGUUGAAUACAGGCAACGUGCACUACUUUGCCGAGGCUCUCGACGACGUGGUGAGGAACGUGCAAUGA